This is a messenger RNA of Etheostoma spectabile (orangethroat darter), 1472 nucleotides long. It is a transcript of the gene dsn1, whose product is annotated as DSN1 component of MIS12 kinetochore complex. Lineage: Eukaryota; Metazoa; Chordata; Actinopteri; Perciformes; Percidae. The coding region runs from base 180 to 1322 and encodes 380 amino acids. Gene Ontology annotation, biological process: chromosome segregation; cell division. Gene Ontology annotation, cellular component: MIS12/MIND type complex. The transcript is spliced from 12 exons. The record is from RefSeq and is a predicted model, not a curated record.
CCUCUCCUUGAUUUUGUAAAAAGUGAAAAACAUCUCUAACAGACUUAUAAAGACUUACAGAUACAAAUUAUGAAGUCUGCCAAGUGUUUUGUCAAGUACACGUUCUGAUGUGUCUGCACAUGGAUAGGAUGAGCAUGUCCAGCUGGUCAUGAGCUAUCCUGUUCCCAUAAGUAGGUCAGAUGAUGGGGUUUGGCUUUUUGGGCGCGCGGUGUGAAGAAAACUAUUUGAAAAAAAAAAUGGCGGAUAAACAUUCAGAAGUUGAACAAGGAUGUUGCGGAAGUGUCGCUGUUGCUGAUAACGUUAAUGUUACCCAGAAUGAGGUCAACUUGGUGAAACAGAAGUCCAAAAGAUGUUCAUCUACAAGCCCCAGCACAGCACCCCCACACAAAUCUGCCCGCAAAGUUACCGACCUCCUAUCACCCACCACACAAACACCAGAUGCAGGGGAAAGACAGUCCGAGACAGACAAACUAGAAAUGCAGACACAAAACACGGAGGGACCUUCAAGUCCCACUGUCAACCCCACCGCACGAAGGAAGUCCUGGAGAAGAGGCACUAUAACCCGACGCUCUCUCCCUGCACUCACCAACCCAUAUCAGGUUUUGUGCAGGAGCAUAAGUACAUCCUUAUCACAGCAAAACCGGCUUGAGAAAUUGAUGGAGGCUUCAAUAAGGCUGGCAUUAGAAAGAACUCACAAUUCGCUGCAGUCUGUGCCGGACACCUCAAUGGAGGCUUUUCAAAAACAAUUUGAACAAAUGCAGAAAGAGUGGGGUUGUCUGGCCAAAAGCAUACGCGAUGAACCAGGGUGUCAACAACUCCCUGCAACAGAAGCCAGUUCUAGUAGCCCUGCAGUGCAAAAAGCCAUGGAAAAAGUCCGGAAAGCCAUCAAUAGGCUCCAGGCUGAAAGUGAAUCCUGGGAGGCACUGUUGAACAAGCACUCGAGUAAAGCAGAACAAUUGAAAAGGAAAGUGGAGCAGGGCCAGCAAGGAGGUGUAUCAUUAGACUCUACAUCUAUGGCCCGAUCCUCACAGUACCAUUUCAUACAGAGUAAACCCGACUACCACGCUGUCUUCUGUCGACAACAGCCCAAGCUUCAUACAAUGGCAAUGAUCAUGAACGCGCAGAGUAAGAUGGUUACAGAGCUUCUGUCCAUCAAGGAGCAAACACAGAUGUUGGUGAAAGAGACCAGUGGCCGAUUGGUGGCAGAGGCAGGAUUCCAGGAUCUUUCACCUGGUUUCAUCAGGGACCUCAUGGCAGCACCUUUACCCUCAGCAACUACGUUGUCACAGGCUGGAAGCAAGCGCAAGCAAUCAAUCAUCUAACGGACCAUGACUCUUUAUGACCUGUAUAUAAAGCUCAUAUAUGUGUACUUUUUGGUAAUUUUGAUUUUAUGUGAUUUAGGAACAAUUUGCUCUGUCUUUGUUGUCUUGUGUUAUUGGAUAAAGUAAGGCCUAAUGUUAUGGUUUCUGUGU